Messenger RNA from Leucoraja erinaceus (little skate), 1756 nucleotides. Its product is annotated as cation channel sperm-associated protein 3-like. Gene Ontology annotation, cellular component: membrane. Gene Ontology annotation, biological process: transmembrane transport; monoatomic ion transport. NCBI's taxonomy places the organism in Eukaryota, Metazoa, Chordata, Chondrichthyes, Rajiformes, Rajidae. The transcript has 7 exons. Bases 386 to 1642 code for a protein of 418 amino acids. Gene Ontology annotation, molecular function: monoatomic ion channel activity. The record is from RefSeq and is a predicted model, not a curated record.
CAUUUUGUGUCUAUCUUCAAUAUUAUUAUUUGUUGGAGAUACGUUUGUGACGUCCACUGCAUAGUUUUGCGAAAUAUUCUCUUUCCCUUCUGUCUAUCUAUUUCGGAAUGCCUGUGCAUCAUAAUCGCUCAUGGUUUCUUCCUGUAAUGUUCUGUGACAUAAAACUCAUGUUCUAUAACUGUCCUAAUAACUAUUAACCCGCACGUUAUACACCGCGGUGGGCUGUACUGCCUUGUUGCCGUAUUGUUUUGAAUGAAUUUUACUUUUGUAGCCAAAUCGUAAACUUCGAAGAAAACUUUAACAUUUCCGAUUGAAACCGAUCUAUCAGUGAAAGGAAGUGCCUGUUAAACAUAAGUAUAUGUUCUGAGCAGCAAAACGCAUCAAAAUGUCUUUCAAAGUUCAAAUCCACCCUUCACCCACAAGUGUCUCUGGUAGGAAGAAGAGUUUUGACAUCAAUAUGUACAAAAGCAUGCGGAAAGACUUUUUGUUCCAUGGCUACGUUAAAAGGCUUUUGAAGAAAUCGCUUUUCAAAUGGACCAUCUUCACCACGAUUACUGCAAAUUCACUAUUGCUGGCCCUUGGGACCAAUUACAAAAUGGAGUACAAGUUUUUUAAUUUCUUUAAUGUGGCGGAACAGUUGUUCUUGGCAAUUUAUACCGUGGAGUUCAUCGCGAAGAUGUACGUUGAUCCAAUUAAAUACUGGAGAUCUGGAUUCAAUGUAUUUGACUUCAUCGUGCUGUUGUUAUCUUACAUCCAGCGCUUCUUUCUCAUAAGAAAUUCACGCGUCAUGUCCUGGUUUCAUAUAGUGCGGCCACUUAGGAUUCUCAGGGCCAUCUCACUUAUCCGUGGUUUGCAGGUCUUGUUUGGUGCCUUGGUGAGAACGCUCAGAAAUGUCGUCUUCGUCCUGUUCCUCCUCUUCUUGUUGAUGACAGUUUUUGCGCUGAUUGGAUACAACUUCUAUGGGGAUGCAAAACACGGUGACUUUGAAAACUGGGGUAGCCUUAAAUCAGCGUAUUUCACACUCUUCAGCUUAGUGACGUUGGAUGGCUGGACUGAUCUUCGAGCUCAAACGGAUGCCCGCGGUUACAAAUCCAUUCAACUUUUCAUCACGGGAUUCAUUUUGCUGGGAUGCUUCCUCUUCUUCAACCUCUUCGUUGGAGUGAUCAUCAUCAAUAUCCGGGUAGGUUUGUCUUCCAUCUUCACCGUUCCUCAGCUAAAGCCUGCCCGAGAAGACUGUUACAAUAAAUUACAUCUUCAUUUCCAGGAAACAACUAGGGAGUUCAACAAAGGGAUCCAAGCUGAAAGAGAAACAACAUUGAUGGAGAAGAAACAAGCUAUAAUCCAAAGGCAGCAAGCUCAUAUCAUAGACAUAAUGGAUAGACAGAAAACCAGCCAGUUUGAAAGCUUCUCCGAAAUGAUUGAGAAGUUCAAACAAACACUUCGUCACGAUGAUUUUGUGAUGCUGGAUGAUCUGUGUUCGAGUGUGUCGUUCAUAGAUAUUUACCUUGCGAGUCUUGACGAACAGGACAAUACACUGUACAAAUUACAACAACUUUACUUUGAAAUAUCGUAUGUUCUGGGGAACAUGUUGCAAGCUGAAAGGAAGGAUGAUCCAGGUGCAUCUACAAUGGAAAUGAAAUGAAAAAGAAGACACUUAUUGUUACACUAUUUAAUAUGGAGUUCAAAAGACUAAUAAAAGCACAACAAUAUCAAGUUGUUGACAUUCUCCCAAAUUGUCUCCCCAAAGGAUAUUAGU